CAGAGUGGUAGCCAUUUUAACGGGUCCUCGAGAACUUGCGUAAAGGUCUCUCUUUUAAUCCCCCAGUUUUGUUCAUAGAGGCUAUUAUUGCUAUAAACUUCAAUCGUACGGAUUGAGAUUGAGGCUCUGAGAACUGUGGUACCUCGUCGUUUGAUUGGUAGCUUUGGUGAAUUUGAAUGGCUGGGAUUUGCUGUGGAGUAGUUGGAGAAGGAGAAACACCGGCUGCAAUCGAGUCGGGCUCAAGAAAUUCAAGGCGCCGGAGAAUGGAUCUCCUGCCGUUGAAACUGAUCGCCGAUGUGGCCGUACAACCGGCGGCUCUGGAGAACGGAAGGAAACGCCAGAAGCUCGACUUCUGCCCUCCGUCAUCGCCACUUCGCGAAUGCGAGACCGCAGUGAAAAAUUGCGUGUCCGGCGUAGAGGAAGGCAAAGAAUCGAAUCCGAAGAAUGAGUUAUUGCAAUCGAAUGGAGCGGUGGAUUCGUGUGAGAGUUCCAAGUCCGCGGAGGCGAGGAAUGAGUAUCCUAAGUUCGGCAUGACCUCUGUUUGUGGAAGGAGAAGAGACAUGGAAGACGCCGUCUCGGUUCAACCUUCGUUCUGUCACCAAAAGAAUGAGAUUUCAAACGGAUUUCAUUUUUUCGGCGUGUUCGACGGCCACGGUUGCUCUCAUGUUGCUAUGAAGUGUCGGGAUUUGUCGCAUGAGAUAGUGAAGGAAGAGGUGGAAGGCGCAGUAGAGGCUGUGGAUUGGAAGGCCACGAUGGAGAGGAGCUUUGAGCGGAUGGACAAGGAGGUCGGCCAUUGGAGUGGUCCUCUCAAGAGCUCCUCGACCUGCAGGUGCGACAUCCAGACUCAGCAGUGCGACGCCGUUGGAUCCACUGCCGUCGUCGCUGUCGUGACGCCGGAGAAGAUCAUCGUCUCUAAUUGCGGCGAUUCUCGCGCAGUACUCUGCCGAAACGGCGUCGCUGUUCCGCUUUCCUCCGAUCAUAAGCCAGACCGACCCGACGAAUUGGAACGGAUCGAGGCCGCUGGAGGGCGCGUGAUUUACUGGGACGGUCCCAGAGUCCUUGGAGUCCUGGCCAUGUCUAGGGCAAUAGGUGACAAUUAUCUAAAACCAUACGUGAUUCCGGAACCGGAGGUGACGAUAACGGAUCGGAUGGCGGAGGACGAGUGUCUAAUUAUUGCGAGCGAUGGCCUCUGGGACGUGGUGUCCAACGAAAUCGCGUGCGGAGUGGCGCGCAUGUGCCUGAGCUCGCGGAAGAAGCCGCCGUCGCCGCUGCCUGGGUCCCCGCAAAGCGACCUGGCGGCAGUGCCUCCCGCCGCCUCAAAGAGCUCGGACAAGGCGUGCUCCGACGCGUCCAUGCUAUUGACCAAGCUGGCCUUGGCUCGGCGUAGUACGGACAAUAUCAGCGUUGUUGUGGUCGAUUUGAGAAGAAAUCAUCACCAAUAGUCUUUAGGAACAGAAGGCUAAUCUUGGCCAAAGAAAACAAAAAUUAUGAUAGUAGCUUCCUGUUGGAAUUGUAAUUUUUAGGGUGAUCUCCGAAAUCGGGAAAAAAAAAAAAAAAUUCGAAACAAGAAAUAUUUGUUUCUGAUAUAUAUGUAUACAUAUGUUUCUUUAUUCUUUUCUUUUCUUUUUUGGUUUGGAAUGUGUGGGGAGAUAUUUAGAGGGCUGCAAAAUUAGCAGCAAAUUGGAGAUGUAAUCGGAGAUGGGUGAGCUUCGGAUUGUGAAUGAUGAACAGAACAGAACAGCAAAGCAUCUUUUUAGUCCAUAA
Molecule: messenger RNA, 1764 nt
Organism: Alnus glutinosa
Lineage: Eukaryota; Viridiplantae; Streptophyta; Magnoliopsida; Fagales; Betulaceae
Product: protein phosphatase 2C 37-like
Exons: 4
Coding region: 177-1442 (421 amino acids)
Biological process (GO): protein dephosphorylation
Cellular component (GO): nucleus; cytosol
Molecular function (GO): cation binding; protein serine/threonine phosphatase activity
Source: RefSeq, a predicted model, not a curated record